UUGUACAACACGAGCUCCAUGAAUAUCAUCCACUAAAGCACUAACGAUGACGGCAACUGGCUGCUACCAACUACGGCUACGGCUACGGCGGGAAUUAACUCUCGUCAUUUAUCAUACCGAUAGUACCACUGGGCCAAAUAGGUCUUUCACGGAAAGAAUCCAAGUCGAUGGACGACGUAGAAGGAAAUAUUCCCCAACAAAUGCUGCAAAGAUAGGAGAGAACGAUGGUAUGCAGAACAUUUACCUCCAAUAUGUGGCGACAUAGGGACAGCCAUACGCAUACACGCAUCAUCAACCUUCUUAAUCUGCUAUUUUCUUGUUAUUCUCUUCCCAU
This is a messenger RNA of Neurospora tetrasperma FGSC 2508, 334 nucleotides long. RefSeq lists its product as uncharacterized. The coding region runs from base 47 to 265 and encodes 72 amino acids. The transcript has a single exon. The record is from RefSeq and is a predicted model, not a curated record. NCBI's taxonomy places the organism in Eukaryota, Fungi, Ascomycota, Sordariomycetes, Sordariales, Sordariaceae.